UCCUUACCAUACCACGGCAGGCUCGGUCAGUAGCCAUCGCCAUCACAUCAUCGUGUUACAGAAAAUAAAUAAAAGAAAAAAAAAGAAAAUUGUGCAAAAAUAAAUUCCAGACGCAAAUUACUUAUUUAAAAUGAUGUCUACUGAUCAGAGCUCCACGAUACACAAUCCCCACAAAGCAAUUGCUAAGGAAUUAAAGUUUAAAGCUAAUGAAUUUCUCAAUUCUCGACGAAAUGCGAACAAUUUAUUAGAUAUCAUUGGCCACCUCGAGCAAUGUUUAUCGCAGAAGCAACCAGUCAAUUCGUGCAUUCUUACACUGGAAGUUAUAUUCACAGAACUUCUAAAGCGACGAGAAAUGUGCAUUGCUAUAACACCACUUAAACCAAAAGAUCAAAGUCCAGAAACAAAAUACAAAGAAUGGCUUCAGGAGCGUUUCGAAGAGACUCUUAAACUUAUUCUCGCCUGCAUCAACAUAGAAAAACCAAACGAAAGCUUACAAGCUUUGGUUACCAGUAUGAAACUAAUGUCUUGGGAAGGCAAAUAUCCUCUUGAACAAACAGACUCCUACUGCUUUCCCAAAUUUCGAUUGCGAUACAUUUUAUUAGCUAUGCUGUCAACUGAGAGAUCUAAUAGACAAUUGAUCAAUCGAUUCAAAGAGUAUGCCGAUUACGUUGACAUUGUUUAUUAUUCUUGGAAAAUGAUACCAACAUUGGCGACAAAAGCUGCUGUCGAAAACGAAAUGUUCGCAAACAAUUACCUUGAUUUAAUCGAUGCUCUUGCGGUGAAAAAAGAAAUGCCUGAUGAUGCAAAAUUAUUGUGCUCGUUGGAAUCACCGCGACCGGAAAACUAUGAAUAUCACUCAAUGAGAAGAGCUAUCAAUAAAGUUUGGAAUUGCAUAAUGCAGUGGGACAUGAAAGAAACCAUACACAAGCAGGUUCUAAUUGUUUUGCUGGAGAGAAUUUUGCCGCAUUUAGAAAAACCUAUACUUCUUACGGAUUUUCUUAUGGAUUCGUUAGAUUUUGGUGGUCCAAUUGGUUUGUUGGCAUUGCAAGGAAUUUUCACACUCAUUCAAAAACACAAUAUAACCUAUCCGAACAUCUACGAAAAGCUGUAUUCAAUGUUUGAACCUGAAAUCUUUCACACUAAGUUCAAAGCACGACUUUUUUACUUGGCUGAUAUAUUCCUGAGUUCAUCACAUCUACCAGAGAGCUUAGUAGCUGCAUUUGUAAAGCGACUAGCCCGGCUUUGUCUUAUUGCACCACCCCAAGACGCCAUAAUUAUCUUAUAUUUUAUUGGAAAUCUAAUUUUAAGGCAUCCAGGUCUAAAGCGAUUGAUUUGCUCACAAAUGUCUGUUGAAGUGUCUCGAGAUCCCUUUAUUAUGGAUGAAAGGGAACCCACAAAAUCAAAUGCUCUUGAAAGUUCUCUUUGGGAGAUAGUAACCAUGCAAAAGCAUGCCUUACCAUCCGUUGCCACGGCAGCUAAGUUCAUAUCACAGCCAUUACCAACUACAGAAUGGGAUCUAUCAUCUGUGCUAGAAGUUAAAGAAGACGACAUCUUUGAUCAGGAAAUCGCUAAAAAAACAAAACAUUACGCUCUUGCGUUUGAGAGGCCAAAUUCAAUGUUUCUUACAAAAAACGACAAAGUGAAACAAUAUUGGAAACUUUUUUAGGAACUUCCUUUGAAGUGGGAGAUAAAUACAUGUCCCAGCUCAGCCCAUAGCUUAUUAAGAGUAUAAGAGAAAUAUAUAUUUUUAUUUCAAUUGAUUCAAAACACAAAGACAGACAUAAGAAACGGGGAAGAACUAUAAGAUAAACGUUAUCCAAUAAAACCUAUGUACGUAUUUGUAUUUCGUGUAGACAGAGUAAGAAUCUUUAAAGUUAGAUUAUAGUUAUUAAUUAUAUGAGAAUUUGCCUAAAAGUUGGCCGUGAUUAUAAUUUCAAUUUAUUAUUGUUUUGUUAUCGUUAAAUUUAAAUAAAAAAGCACGUGGAUAUAUUGCCACAAAAAAUAAAAUAAUAUGUAGAAGACAGAAACAAUGUAAAAUAAAAACAUGACUAACUUCAUUACGCUUUGAUACAAAAAAAAAAAACAA
Molecule: messenger RNA, 2086 nt
Organism: Eupeodes corollae
Lineage: Eukaryota; Metazoa; Arthropoda; Insecta; Diptera; Syrphidae
Product: nucleolar complex protein 4 homolog A
Exons: 6
Coding region: 131-1666 (511 amino acids)
Biological process (GO): ribosome biogenesis
Cellular component (GO): Noc4p-Nop14p complex; nucleolus; small-subunit processome
Source: RefSeq, a predicted model, not a curated record